AUGAAGGCGUUUAGCCUGGUGUCCAUCUUAUUUAUCCUUCUACUGCUGCUGGGGAUGUCAUCAUGUACAGCUGAAAGUGUUGUGAAUCCCUGUUGCUACUAUCCUUGUGACAACGGCGGAGUGUGUGUGAGAUUUGGCACUGACCGCUACGAGUGUGACUGCACCCGCACCGGCUACUAUGGGCAAAAUUGCACUAUUCCGGAGUUCUGGACAAAGGUUCGCCUCUUCCUGAAACCCAACCCUAACAUCGUCCAUUACAUCCUCACCCACUUCCAGUUCAUCUGGGACAUGAUCAACAACUCUUUCCUGCGAGACACAUUCAUGAGAUUGGUCCUCACGGUGAGAACCAACCUCAUCCCAAGCCCCCCGACUUACAACUCUAAAUAUGGAUACCUCAGCUGGGAGGCCUACUACAACCACACCUACUACACCCGGAUGCUGCCCCCUGUUCCUGAGGACUGUCCUUUGCCCAUGGGAACAAAAGGAAAACGGGUUCUCCCUGAUCCCAAAAUGCUGGUAGAGCGUUUUUUUAAGAGGAGGAAAUUCAGGGCGGACCCCCAAGGAGCAAACCUGAUGUUUGCCUUCAUGGCUCAGCACUUCACCCACCAGUUCUUCAUGACCGACUAUAAACUGGGACCUGCAUUUACCAGGGGUCUAGGACAUGGGGUUGAUGCUGGCAACAUCUACGGAGAAACCCUUGAGCGACAGCUACAGCUUCGCCUUCUCAAAGAUGGAAAGAUGAAAUAUCAGCUAGUAAACGGUGAGAUGUACCCCCCCUCCGUAGCAGAUGUCCCUGUGUACAUGCAAUAUCCCGAAGACUUCCCCACUGACCAGCAGCUGGCCAUCGGUAACGACGUGUUUGGCGCGCUGCCGGGUCUUGGUAUGUACGCCACCUUAUGGCUGAGGGAGCACAACCGAGUCUGUGACAUCUUGAAAGCAGAUCAUCCCACGUGGGACGACGAGCAGCUCUUCCAAACUGCCAGACUCAUCAUCAUUGGGGAGAUCAUCCGCAUUGUGAUUGAAGAGUAUGUGCAGCAGCUUAGCGGUUACCAUCUGCAGCUGAAGUAUGACCCUGCCUUGCUCUUCAAGGAACAGUUCCAGUACAGCAACCGCAUCGCCCUGGAGUUCUGCAUCCUCUACCACUGGCACUCCCUGAUGCCUGACAGCUUCCUCAUCGACGGAGACGACGUCCCCUACUCCCAGUUCUUUCACAACAGCUCGCUCAUCUUUCAUUACGGGAUAGAGAAAAUGGUGGACGCCUUCUCUCGACAGCCUGCUGGACAGAUCGGAGGGGGUAAAAAUUUUCACCCAAUGAUUCUCAGAGUGUCAGAGGCGGCCACGAAACAUUCCAGAGAUCUACGAUUGCAGCCCUUCAACCAGUACAGGAAGAAGUUUGAGCUCAAGCCAUAUGCCUCUUUUUCUGAAUUCACUGAUGAUAAGGAGAUGGCCAAAGGGUUGGAGGAGGCUUACGGUCACAUAGACGCUUUGGAGUUUUACCCUGGCCUCAUGCUGGAGAAGGCGCGCCCUAAUGCCAUAUUUGGCGAGAGUAUCGUGGAGAUGGGCGCUCCUUUCUCCCUGAAAGGCCUGAUGGGAAACCCCAUCUCCUCCCCUGAGUACUGGAAGCCCAGCACCUUUGGAGGACAGAAAGGCUUUGAUAUAGUUAACAAAGCGACCCUGAAGAGACUGGUGUGCCUCAACACCAAGUGGUGUCCGUACGUCGCCUACCACGUCCCACGCACCAAGGAAGAGGCGCGUCCACGGCAACCAUCCACUGAGCUUUAG
Molecule: messenger RNA, 1782 nt
Organism: Myripristis murdjan (pinecone soldierfish)
Lineage: Eukaryota; Metazoa; Chordata; Actinopteri; Holocentriformes; Holocentridae
Gene: ptgs1
Product: prostaglandin-endoperoxide synthase 1
Exons: 11
Coding region: 1-1782 (593 amino acids)
Biological process (GO): response to oxidative stress; cyclooxygenase pathway
Cellular component (GO): cytoplasm; neuron projection
Molecular function (GO): heme binding; oxidoreductase activity, acting on single donors with incorporation of molecular oxygen, incorporation of two atoms of oxygen; peroxidase activity
Source: RefSeq, a predicted model, not a curated record